AUGGCGACCGAAAGGAUAUCAGUCUACAGUCUCGCAGGCAAGCGAUCCCAAAUCCCCAUCUCUCGAAAAGAACUUCCUGGAGACCUAACAGAUCUCAAUGCAGACCUUAAAAACACCACCGAUGAUGCCAUCCCAAACUACCUCAACUCCCUCAAAAUUAAACAAGUCCACACAACCACCGACGUCCGCCUCGCCCUCGGCACCUCCGCCUUCCUCAUCGCGGCCGCCUGCUUCGGAUGGGACUACAAGUUCGGCUUCGAGAGCACAAAGUACCUGACGGCCGGCGCCGUGGUCCUCUACAUGAUUCUUAAUGGCGCCAUGACGUUGUGGAUUUGGUAUGUUGAGAAGGGCUUGGUAUACGAGGGCGUUGCUCCCUCCGGCGACAAGAUUCGCAUCGCAUCCUCCACAAAACCCUACACCCCAACAUACAACCUAACCAUAACACAAACCCCCAAAUCCGCCCCCUCGAAACCCCAAACCCUAAAAGUCUCCCGCCCCUUCUCCGACUGGUUCGACGAACAAGGCCGCUUCGUAACCGUCCCCUUCCAGCAAAUGAUCGCCACCUCCGUACCCCUCGUCGCCGCCCUCGAUCCCAAACGCGCCGCCAAGCCCGACGAGGUCAGCCUUGACACAGCGUCGCCCGAGGUUCUGGACGCCAUCUUGGCUGCUUCUGGGAGCGCAUCAGCUGUGGGGAGCUCUUCGGCGGCGGAGAAGACUGUUCCUAAGUCUUCGAGGCGGAGGAAGGCUUAG
This is a messenger RNA of Scedosporium apiospermum, 750 nucleotides long. RefSeq lists its product as uncharacterized. The transcript has 2 exons. Gene Ontology annotation, biological process: protein targeting to ER. Bases 1 to 750 code for a protein of 249 amino acids. Gene Ontology annotation, cellular component: membrane; signal peptidase complex. NCBI's taxonomy places the organism in Eukaryota, Fungi, Ascomycota, Sordariomycetes, Microascales, Microascaceae. The record is from RefSeq and is a predicted model, not a curated record.